UUUUAAAUCUUUCCCAGGGUUGGACAAAUUCGGAUUCGGACCAAGUCCACCCGGACUCAUCACCAUUGGUCGAUCCGGAUAACGCACCUUAAACUCAGGGGCGGAGCUUUCAUCUUCUUCCCAAGCAGCAACCUCUCCGCUCUGCAAAAUGACCCUCUUGAAGUGUUACAGGCCAUUGAUGUCGCUUCUUCACUCGCAGUCGCUAAUCCCAUUCCACAGCCUCAAACUCUUCACCAACUCCGCCACCGGCAGGGCUCUGCCUUUUCCCACCAGAACAACCAGGGUUAGGGUUCGGUGCUUCAGCUCUUCAUCACAGAAUGCGGUUAGAAUUGAGAACAUCAAUAAAGACAAGGAUAAGACUGGGGAUCAGUUGAAGAACCACCAAUUAUGGCUGUACAAUACAAUGAGCAAAGAGAAGGAGCUGUUCAAACCCAAAAUCCCCGGAAAAGUCGGAAUGUAUGUUUGUGGUGUCACUGCAUAUGAUCUCAGUCACAUUGGCCAUGCUCGCGUUUACGUCUGCUUCGACGUUCUCUACAGGUACCUUAAACAUUUGGGAUACGAAGUCAAUUAUGUGCGCAAUUUCACUGAUGUUGAUGACAAGAUUAUUGCCAGAGCAAAUGAGUUGGAGGAGGAUCCAAUCAGUUUAAGCAGACGGUAUUGUGAAGAGUUUCUUCUUGAUAUGACAUAUCUUCAUUGUCUUCCCCCUUCAGUUGAGCCGCGUGUCUCUGAUCACAUGCCCCAAAUAAUCAAUAUGAUACAGCAGAUUCUUGAUAAUGGUUGUGCUUACAGAAUCAAUGGUGACGUAUACUUUUCUGUAGAUAAAUUUCCAGAAUAUGGAAAAUUAUCUGGGCGAAAAUUGGAAGAUAAUAGAGCAGGUGAGCGAGUGGCAGUGGAUACAAGGAAGAAAAAUCCUGCAGAUUUUGCUUUGUGGAAAUCUGCAAAGGAUGGAGAGCCUUUCUGGGAGAGUCCGUGGGGUCCAGGAAGACCUGGAUGGCAUAUUGAAUGCAGUGCUAUGAGUGCGACAUAUUUAGGGUAUUCUUUUGACAUACAUGGUGGUGGGAUGGAUCUUAUAUUUCCCCAUCAUGAAAAUGAAAUUGCACAGAGUUGUGCUGCAUGCAACAAGAGCGCUAUUAGUUAUUGGAUGCAUAAUGGAUUUGUAAACAUUGACUCAGAGAAAAUGUCAAAAUCACUUGGAAACUUUUUCACAAUUCGGCAGGUUAUUGAUAUUUAUCAUCCACUGGCAUUAAGGCUUUUUCUAAUGGGGACACAUUAUAGAUCUCCAAUUAAUUACACAAUUGCUCAGCUUGAGAGUGCAUCUGAUCGUGUUUUCUACAUCUAUCAGACGCUAUAUGAUUGUGAAAUUGUUCUCACCCAGCAUGAUGGAUCAAGUAGAAAGGAUUCAGUUCCCUCAGGAACUGCUGGGUGCAUUGAGAAGUUCGAGAAUGAGCUUUUGAUUUCAGUAUCUGAUGAUCUGCAUACUCCUGUUGCUCUGGCUGCAAUGUCGGACCCCUUGAAGAUGAUGAAUGAUCUAUUGCAUACUCGCAAGGGUAAGAAGCAAGAAUUGCGAAUGGAGUCACUUGCUGCUUUAGAGAAAACUUUAAGGAGUUCUCUGACUCUUCUGGGGCUCAUGCCAAGUAGUUACUCUGAGGCUUUGCAGCAGCUGAGGGAGAAAGCAUUAAAGCGCGCCAAACUGACCGAAGAUCAAGUUUUUCAUAAAAUAGAAGAGAGGGCCUCGGCGAGAAAAAACAAAGAGUAUGAGAGAUCUGAUGCAAUACGAAAGGAAUUGGCUGUUCUAGGCAUUGCUUUGAUGGAUAACCCAGAAGGCACAACUUGGAGACCAACUAUUCCAUUUGCAUUUCAGGAAGAGCAGUUUGCCACAACCUGAUGGCUUUGAUGGAUAGUUUUUUUUUUUUUUUGGAUAAAAUAUGAAGAAGCACACACUUUGUAGGAACAUUUUGUAAUUCUUUCUGCAAGAGAUUUUCACUUAAGGUUUUGAUUUUUAAUUCA
This is a messenger RNA of Ipomoea nil (Japanese morning glory), 2007 nucleotides long. RefSeq names its product cysteine--tRNA ligase, chloroplastic/mitochondrial. The transcript has 9 exons. The record is from RefSeq and is a predicted model, not a curated record. Gene Ontology annotation, cellular component: cytoplasm. Gene Ontology annotation, biological process: cysteinyl-tRNA aminoacylation. Bases 149 to 1885 code for a protein of 578 amino acids. Gene Ontology annotation, molecular function: ATP binding; cysteine-tRNA ligase activity. Lineage: Eukaryota; Viridiplantae; Streptophyta; Magnoliopsida; Solanales; Convolvulaceae.